AUGUGUGCGGCAAGUGUCCCGUUAAUGCGAAAAACAUCUUCUUUGUCGCACAAGUUACAUAAUUGGAGGCUUAACGAGCGCGUCCGACGCGCCAGAAUCUAUGGUCAUAUGAAUAAUCGACGCCCCGCAAGCCGACGUCUCUCUUUGAGGUUGAUAUACAUAAAUGUACGAGCUCCUACGCAGGACCGAUCAACAGAGACCACGCGAGUGAAUAUCGAUUGCUAA
Plasmopara halstedii is the source of this 225-nucleotide messenger RNA. RefSeq lists its product as uncharacterized. NCBI's taxonomy places the organism in Eukaryota, Oomycota, Peronosporomycetes, Peronosporales, Peronosporaceae. The coding region runs from base 1 to 225 and encodes 74 amino acids. The transcript has 2 exons. The record is from RefSeq and is a predicted model, not a curated record.